AUUGCUCGAUCCCCCCCCCCUUCCAUUUGUGUCCUAUAUCAGCAUCUGCUCAUCACACUUUCCUCCUCCAACGUAUCGCUCUCUCUUUCUUCGCCUACUGGCUCAGCUCGGCUUCCGCUGCAUUGGCUGACCCAGGCGGACUUUUGCUGGCGAGCGUGGGCGAAAAAAAAAAAAAAAGAAGCGUAGCCCAUGCGAGCAGCGUGAGGGCCGAGUGCUGCUGUUUCCUUCAAAGCUGAGCCCCCAACAUGUGAGAAGAUGUCUGUUGGAGGUUGCGCUUGUCCCGGCUGUUCGUCAAAGUCAUUCAAGCUGUACUCUCCCAAGGAACCCCCCAACGGCGGCAGCUUUCCCCCUUUCCACCCAGGCGCUAUGCUGGACCGAGAUGUGGGGCCUACACCCAUGUAUCCCCCAUCAUAUAUGGAACCAGGAAUUGGGAGACCCACACCGUAUGGAAACCAGACAGACUAUCGUAUGUAUGAGCUGAACAAAAGGCUACAGAAUUGGACAGAGGAUUGUGACAAUUUGUGGUGGGAUGCCUUCACCACAGAGUUCUUUGAGGACGACGCAAUGCUCACAAUAACGUUCUGCCUUGAAGAUGGACCCAAACGAUACACCAUUGGUAGGACGUUGAUUCCCAGAUAUUUUCGGAGCAUCUUCGAGGGGGGUGCCACAGAGCUCUUCUACAACUUGAAGCAUCCAAAGGAGUCCUUCCACAGUAACUUUGUGUCUCUUGACUGUGACCAGUGCACCAUGGUGACCCAGAACGGCAAACCCAUGUUCACACAGGUUUGUGUGGAGGGCCGUCUGUACCUGGAGUUUAUGUUUGAUGACAUGAUGAGGAUCAAGACGUGGCACUUCAGCAUCAGACAACACAGAGAGGUCCUCCCCAGGAGCAUCCUGGCCAUGCAUGAUCCUCAGAUGCUGGAUCAACUGGCUAAAAAUAUCACCAGAUGUGGGCUCUCCAACUCCACACUCAACUACCUCCGUCUAUGUGUGAUAUUGGAGCCCAUGCAAGAACUGAUGUCAAGACAUAAGACCUACAGUUUGAGCCCCCGAGACUGCCUGAAGACUUGCCUCUUCCAAAAGUGGCAGAGGAUGGUAGCACCACCAGCCGAGCCGGCUAGACAAGCGCCCAACAAGCGGCGGAAAAGGAAGGUGUCUGGCGGCAGCACGGUGAGCUCCGGCGGGGGCGGCAAUAACAACAGCAACAGCAAAAAGAAGAGUCCAGCCAACAGCUUCUCCCUCUCCAACCAGGACGUGAUGAUGGUGGGAGAACCCACCCUGAUGGGAGGGGAGUUUGGUGACGAGGACGAGCGUCUGAUCACCCGACUGGAGAACACCCAGGUGGACGGGGCCAACGGCCUGGAGGAUGAGGACAGUUUCAGCAGCUCACCAGCGUUGGGGUCACACUCACCCUGGAACAGCAAGCCCCCCUCCAGUCAGGAGAGCAAGAAUGACAACUCCCAGUAGUCCCCCCAACAGGCUCUUAUUUGAGACAGGAGUUUGCAGGGAAGGCAGUUGUUUUGUUCAUUCAAAGAUGACAGCUGCGUGACUGAAGAGGGAGGGGUGUUCUUUCGUGGACGAGCCCAGGGUGGGCAAAGUAUGGCUUGGGCCACAUCUGGCCCUUUGCAGCCUUUAAUCCGGCCCGCCAAGCAAGAAUAUAACCAUUUUUUACCCCCAAAAAGUAAAAUGCAUUUAUUUUUGUAAUUAAUUUAUCUCAUUAAAAAUGUUCUAUUUUUUGGUAAAUAAUAAAAACAAAACUGUUUGUAAAAUAAACCAUCUAUUUAUUUAAUUUAAUAAAAAUAAAUGUAAUUAUCCAUUCAUCCAUUCUAUGCCACUUAUCCUUUCUUGAGGGUCACAGAUUAACCGGAUCCUAUCCCAGCUGACUUGUGGCAAAAUUCGCACUACACCCAGGACUGGUCGCCCGCAGUCAGUCGCAGAGCACAUAUAGAGAUGGACAACCAUUGACACUCACAUUCACACCGUCACUGAGUGGGAACUCAACCCACCCUGUCUGCACCGACGUUAGGCGAAAGUAGUGGUACUUACCCCACCCGUGAUGUGACUGAUAGUUAAUCAAUUAUAAAUCAUAAAAUAUUAAUUAAUAAAAUACAUUUUACAUAACUUACAAAAUAUUAGUCUAAUAAACAAGUUUAUUUUAUUAAAUGAUUGGUUAAGAUAAUUAAAUUUAUUAUAAAGUAGACGUGCACCAAUUAAUCAACUAUUUUGGUAAUCGAUUAAUCGUUUGGAGACAACUUAAAUUUGUCAAUCCUUGGAGUUUCAGGCUCUCAAAAGUAAAUAUUCUCAGAUUUCUGUAGUCUUUCAUUGAAGCAGAGUGAUUAUCUUUGUGUUUAAUCAAAAUAAGACUUUUGCAAACGUCCGCUUUUACUUUGGACAACAAUGACAACAUUUUUGCCCAUUUUUUUGACAUUUUAUGGACAAACCCAGUAACUGAAUCAUAAGUAAUUAUGUUUGCAUUUUUUUUGCACCGUUAAUUUGAAAAGAUGUCCUACUUUUGAAUAAAGGGAUGGAAAUAAAAAAAAUAUUUUUGUUUUAUCUGAUUAAUUGAAACCAUAAUCGACAAAUGAGCUAUUAAAAUAAUCGUUAGUUUUAGCACCACUAUAAACAAUAACAAUAUUUUAUUAUUAUAAUAAUCUUUUUACAUAAAAUACAAAUAUUAGUAAAACAAACCAUUUAAAAAAAAAAAAAAGUAUUUUAUGAAAUGGUUAAUGGAGCUUUAUUAAUUUACAUUUUAAAAUUAGCUUGAAUUACUAUUUUAUUCAAAUAAGCUACAUGAAUAUUAGCUGAAUAAAGAAUUUAGCAUUUUUAAUUUAAAUACAAUAAUCAAACAGUAUUUUAAAAUUAACUAUUUUAUUAAAAUCAAUGAUUUUAAAUACACAACUUUUUUUCUUUUUUUUUAUUUUUUUUUUAUUUAAACGUCUAUAAACGACCUGGCCCAUGUCCUGUGUUGAAACUCAAACGUGGCCCUUGAGUAUGAAGUUUGCCCACCCCUGGACUACUGCAGACAGUCACAUGCUGCUUCACAUUGCACAUGCUCAGUGGUGCUCAAGCCCAGCCCUCGUCUGCUCAGGUGCACCCGGUGGCGGCCGCGUGUGUUUAGUGUGUGUGCGCCCACUGUGGCGUUUCAGCCACAGUCGCCCCGUAGUCCCGAGCGCUCGUCAUGACCGCCGUGUUCCGUGGGUUCUUGUUCCAACCUCGGGUCUCUGGGGCGUGUCCUCCUCGACAGCGGCCCCCUUCGCUGCUUCUGUUGUGCUCAUGUCACAGGAAAAAGAAAUGUCAAUUUUUUUUUUGUUUGUUUGUGUUGCAGGCUGCAGAAAAAGUGUGUGCAUUCUUUUAAGUAUCAAAAUUCCUCAUCCGCUUCAUAAAACUCAAUUAUUUGUUU
This is a messenger RNA of Phyllopteryx taeniolatus (common seadragon), 3400 nucleotides long. It is a transcript of the gene ldb1a, whose product is annotated as LIM domain binding 1a. Gene Ontology annotation, biological process: negative regulation of transcription by RNA polymerase II; nervous system development; positive regulation of transcription by RNA polymerase II. Gene Ontology annotation, cellular component: transcription regulator complex; nucleus. The record is from RefSeq and is a predicted model, not a curated record. Lineage: Eukaryota; Metazoa; Chordata; Actinopteri; Syngnathiformes; Syngnathidae. The transcript is spliced from 12 exons. Gene Ontology annotation, molecular function: LIM domain binding. Bases 256 to 1467 code for a protein of 403 amino acids.